AUGUCUCCUCAUUCAUCGAAUGAUGCUUCAAAUAUAGGUACAGGAAAAUUUGGUCUUUUAAGUCCUGUAUCAUCACCAAGACAAGAUUUGAAUCAAUCAUCUAUAUAUAUAGAAACUGCUCCUCCUCCACCUAAUUCGCAAAAUCCUACCGAUUUUCAUUCGCAUCAGAGGACUCAUCAUUAUCCUAACUCAUUCACUCCAGUUACACAAAAUAUCCCUAGAACUGAUUCAUCUCCACCCAUGUUACCUGAUAGACGAUCUUUACCAAAUAGAUCAUCUGAUAAUAAUAUAUAUUAUCAAGAAAUGGAUGCAAAACCUGUUAUAGACUCAUCAUUUGAACAUAAUCAACUUGAUCGUUCAUCACAUUUUCAUCAUAUACCAAAUAAUAAUGAUGUACCAACACCACAAUUCUCUAAUAAUGAACGUGAAAGUAUCAUUUCAAGGGAUUCCGAGUCUCGUGUAAGAAGACUUGGUUCCGAAUCGGACUCUACGUCUGUUACUAGGAUGAGUGUAAAUUCAUUACUAUGUUAG
Messenger RNA from Racocetra persica, 531 nucleotides. The record is from the annotation of a GenBank genome assembly. NCBI's taxonomy places the organism in Eukaryota, Fungi, Glomeromycota, Glomeromycetes, Diversisporales, Gigasporaceae.